This is a messenger RNA of Eruca vesicaria subsp. sativa (arugula), 1485 nucleotides long. The record is from the annotation of a GenBank genome assembly. NCBI's taxonomy places the organism in Eukaryota, Viridiplantae, Streptophyta, Magnoliopsida, Brassicales, Brassicaceae.
AUGCUUCAAACUGAGAGCAAUCCUCCCCAUAAAGAGUGCAGAAGAAAGCAGUUCACCAAAGAAACAAGAGAGAAAACUCUCCCAGACCCAAUUCCCGAGGUAAAGCUUCAAGCCGUUGUUCUCGACGCCGGUAAGGCCUUUGGCCACCGGCGUCGGGUCCUUCUCCCCGUCUUUGAUUUCGUACUGCUCCGUUACUGUCUACUCGUCGUCUUCGGUUACUGUUUUCGUCUCCUGGCCGUCUCCUACGGCUCGUGUCCUAUGGUCCUUCUCGAAGCUUCUCACACCAGAUCUGUUCGCCUCUUUGUACCAGCGGAGUCAACACUUGGGUCUCAGAUGGAGCCUCCUAUGCUCACCGCAGCCAUCGUCCUUCCUACUCUAAUCCUUGGCGCCGCUCCUCCCUGUGAAAGCACAACCACCGGAUCUUUUCUUGCCGAGCUUAGACUCGCCAGAUCUAGGGUUUUGUGUAGAUCUAAAACGCCUCCACCACUCCUCGUCACUUUCACCUACAACAAGACUCCAUCGUACUGCAUUGCUACUCUUUCAAAAUGGAGUCCAGAUUCGUCCACCAUCUCCAUCUCCAACCGCUGUCUAUCACCAAACCUCGACAUUUGCCUUGCUGGUCCUGGUCCCGUCGUGUAUCUUGUCUUCGUGACAUCACCGGCUCACCAAUACCUCUACGGAGAUAACCCUCACAGAGAAAAUCUAUUGACAUCUUCGGCAAAUUCAAGGCUCCACCCACCGCGACCUCUACUACGUCCUUACCCUGGAGCUUACAAGAGACACCCGUCAACAGGAUUUAUGAGUCCCAUUGGACGUGGAGAGGCUGAUCCGUCAUCAGAGAACGGCGCUGGUGAACUACUCCUCAACAAAACCCUAUUCUGCAGUCUCUUAGUUAAUUCAUGGGCUUGGGUUUGGUUACAUCUCUUGGGCCACAGUUCUAAUUUGAGAGGUUUUAAGGCCCUAAGGUCUUAUUGGAUUUUCAUCUCUAAACCCAGGCAUUUCAGGCGUAUGAAGCCUCAAUUUCACGGCUCCAUCCCACAACACCCUCCGAAUAUGCCAGCCAUUAUGCUUGAUUCAGUGUCAAAUUCACCAAUGGAAUCGGAGAGGAAAAGAGCUUCAACUACCUUAUCAUUUCGCUUACCGAUCGUUUUGCUAUCCGGACCUUUUGAGAUUCACCUAGUCUCCCGGUACAUCAUAGACGGUUGUAGAGCUGGUCUCUUUCGUUUGACAGGUUACUUAGCCUAUAUCGGCUCUCCACCCCUCUUCCAACCCCUUUCACUAGGGUAUUUCAACGUCUUUUCAGACUAUUUAGAGCUUUUACGAGCUGCGGUUCCAAGGAUUCAAGUUAAGAUUAUCUACGGAUCUCUUUACUUUAAGCUAGUCUCUCCUUGUAACACUUCUAUCCCAUGCUUUACUGCUUUAUUACUUUUGUUGUUUAUCUUACCGUCGAGAAUACCUCCGGUUGUAAUCGUUGAAACACUUUAG